GAGGGUUGUUUAGUUGCAGUAGCAUGUUUUGGUUUUAAUAUUGUUUUCCCUAGUAGUUUUUAACACUUUCUUCCUCAUUCACAUAUCUGAUUAUUACUUUACUAAUACAAGCCAUUGUAAAAGUCAAAUGUUAACGUGUCUUACGGACAGCUGCACAAUUGUGCAGGUUCUGUUUUAGUCACUUGCAUCAAGUUGUCUGAAAUGAAAGUGAAAGCUCUUCGAGUUGAGUGGCACAGGGCAAGAUAUGUCCAGAAGACCGUUUUGUAACAUGAGUUUAAACGUCAAUAUUCUUAUCUGUUUAUUUCUCUGUGGAGAGGUGCCAGGAAUCCAGUCUUUCGAACAGGUGCCUUGGCUGCCCUGUCUGCUGGUGGAUGAAAGUGUAACGUUCAAUGAUGAGGGACAUGCUGAAACCGAGUACCAGCACAGAGACGCUGGGCUGCAGUUUGGCCAUCCAGGGGACAGUGCUUUGAACCCGAAUACGAUCACCUUCCUUGUUACAGGCUCUAAGGUGGACAUGAGGAAGUACAUUGAAGGAGUAGUGGAGCACCAACUGCAGUGUGAGAUCCGCAGGUACAACACAGAGGGCCUCCAGAUGCGUUGGCCAGGUUUAGGAGCCCAGGACCAUGACGUCUGGUUCACCUGCACCAUACGGCACACGGGCGGCGUAUUCAUCAUCACCAGCUUCCUCAGACACACCCCUGCAACGCCCACACCUGGCCAGGCACACUACAGCAACUGGGCCGCCAUCGCAGACAGAGCGGCGCUAACCACUUCAACUGUGAUGCUAGUCCUCACCCGCUCUCCCUCUGUGCGGGUGGGCCUAGUGAAGCAACAGAGCCUGCAUUGUCAGUUUGACGUGGACCACAAGGCAGCUGACCUGACAGUGGAAUGGCGUUUGCAACGACACGGCGAACGCACCACGCUCUUCAGCCACUCCAGCCGCUCGGGCCAGUCGAAGGGGAGCGGGGUGCCGCUUAACGCCAUCGGUAGAGGCAACGCAUCCCUGACGCUCCCCCUCACCAAGCAGAGCAGCGAGGGGACGUAUGUCUGCCUUGUCUCAGUGCCUCCGCUGUUUGGUAGCCAUGACAUCACUCUGCACAUCAUGGAGCCGCCUCGCGUGUCCUUGAACGUGGACUCUACCAUCUUCCUGGUGGACAGGGGGGAGCAGAAGGUGGUGUGUGAGGCAGAGGGCUACUACCCCCUGGAUGUGGAGAUGGAGUGGUUCAGGGAGCCCAGUGGUGGAGGUGGAGGCCUCCUACCAGAGAAGCUGGACACUGUCCUGUACUCCAGCCACCGCCACCACCAGGACGGGACCUACUCUCUGUCGGCCUUCUUCCUGCUCCACGCUUUCCUGCAUGACUCGGGCUCCAAGUACUUCUGCAGGGUGUCUCACAGCUCCCAGCGCAUGCCCAUCCGCAAAAGCUUCACCCUCAUCGUCACAGAGUAUGACAGUUGGAACGCUGCACUGUGGUUGUUCUUUGGCUUUGGAUCCAUCUUGGUCAUGGUGGCCAUUUUGUUUGUGAUGCUACCCCGCCUGAGCUCAGCAAGAAAAGCUAAUCAGCACAAGCCCUACUGAGAGAACAAUCCAGAGUGGUCCUUCUCUUCAUCUCUGGACUUCUCCAUCAGAUGGUUUAUUUUGGAGUUAAUGUUUCCCCUGAAUCUCCUAUUAUUAAAAGUAAGAAAAGACAGUUUAGAGAGACUAUCCCACAAGGUCAUAGUACUGCUCUACGAUGAGAUUGUGUAAGGUGGCUUAAUUUUCCUAUACGAAUACUUGACAUGGAAUAAUUUUUAUUUUAUAAAAAUGCAUGAUAAUGUAUGCUAUGAAAAUAUGCACUAGGAACUUGAUUUGUUUAAAAUUUAAAAGCAAGGGCACGGAUGAGAUUGUGAAUAUAAAUGUGUAUUAUUUAUUUGUAUUUAAUAAUUGCUGUUGCAUUUACUGUUUUAGCUCUAGAGGUUUCUACUAAGUUAACAGGUGUGUGAUGUCAAAUCCAAUCAGCACAAAUCAGACAUGGAAUGCAACACAAUGUGCUUCACAGGGAGAGAAAAAAACUGAAAUAAUUACUACACAAGUGUAAAUAGGAUGAAAACCAAAGAAUAACAAGCUGAAUGACUAAAAAACACCCUAAGCAAAAGCAUAGCUAAAAAGGUGUCUUUUAAGAGCUCUUUAAAAUAUGACCACAGUUUUUGCCUCCCUGCGGUUCUCUGGCAGGCAAUUCCAGUGGCUGGGGACAUAAUAGCUAAAAGCUGCCUUUCCAUGUGUCUUGGUCCUAGGUUGAGAGUUCAAUAGAAAGCCCCUUUGUAAUAAUUAGGUCCAGAGUAUGGCUGCAGUUAUGGGUGGGCCCAAAAACAUGUUGGAUAAUGUCCCUAGAGCUCAAAAGAUUCAUAAAUUCUCUUUGUCAACAUAAAUUUAAGUCACCCAACAUAAUGAAUUGAUUAUAGUUCUCAAGGACACUAGACAAUAGUUCAGAGAAAUCAGUAAAAAAAAAGUGUGGCAGUGCUUUGGUGGCCUAUACAGGGGUUAUGGCGAGCACUGGUGUCUGCCAUUUUAAAACAGUAUAGCGGCAUGCUCAAAAGUCCCAAAGUCGCCAAACUACAGCUGAGAGCAUUAGUAAAAAUGGAGACCCCCCCCACCCACGCACACACACACUUUGAAAAUAUGUAGUUUGACACUGUCUUCUGCUGAAAGCCAAUCUGUUUCCAGAGGCUGUGGCGUAAUCUUGGUUAAGUCUUUAGUACCAUACAUAUGGAGAAAUACUGUGCCAAAGCCCCAUCUCUGUUUCUACAUAGUUAACUUUACCAUAAACACUUCACUCAGGAAUGGCAGCUGUUCCCAAAGGGCACUUGGUACAUUCCCCCCAAGCCAUACCUUUGGGCACUAAUGUUGGCACGUGGGGAGAAGUGUGGCUCUGGAGAGGCUAUCAUCACAGAGCAGAGCCAGUGUAAAGCUGUGUGCCUGGUGGGUCAGGAGUCAGCUGAGGGCCAGGGCUCUGCUCCGGCACACAGCCCAGCUCAGAGCUCCACCAGUGGAAAGGGCUGUAAUGGGAUCUGGGGGCUCAAAGAUAUACCGAGUAGACCCACGGGUAGUUCUAACUGAGCAUCUGCUUCCAGUAAACUAUGAUGAUUCACAAUCUGGGGUCAUACUAGGGUCAGGAUUGGUUGUGAUCUAGGUCUAUUAUAGUCAACUAUUGUUGUUGGUUACAUAUUUAGUCCCUCGGAAGGGCUCCAUCGAAUAUAAACUUGGAAAGUAAAGAGACAGAUCUGGAUGAUAACUUCCCUUCAGUAAAUGUUCCCGGGUGAGUUUUGGAGAUACUACUUCAUCAAAGGGAUUGUAAAACAAUAAUGUAGGUGUAGCUAGUUUAUUUGCAAAAAUGAUUCAUGCCAAUUGUUGACAAGCAUGCACUUGUUAAGCAGUGGUACAAAAAGUACCCAAUUGUCAUACUAGAGUAUAAGUAUAGAUUAGAGGUCGACCGAUUGUGUGAUUU
Oncorhynchus keta (chum salmon) is the source of this 3482-nucleotide messenger RNA. Its product is annotated as tapasin-related protein-like. The transcript is spliced from 8 exons. Lineage: Eukaryota; Metazoa; Chordata; Actinopteri; Salmoniformes; Salmonidae. The record is from RefSeq and is a predicted model, not a curated record. Bases 245 to 1576 code for a protein of 443 amino acids.